CCACUGCGCGACCGUGAGACGGAAGAUGCGGAGUGUGGUAGCCUGACGGGGUAGAACACCAUUACUGUAGCAGAUGAACCUGUACUGUAACCGAUAGCAGCGGUUCUUUCAAGCGCCAGAGCGGGAGACUGACUAUAUUUUAAUCUGCGUUGAAGAAUCUCAUCGGGGACGUGGCAGGGAAUAUCCGUGAAUCUGCGACAAAGAAAGAAGCGUAGCAUUCGGCCUUUGAGAAAAGAAGACGUUAACACUGAAUGACAUGGUGUCUUUGUUUCUGCUUAUGAUCCUCUGCAUUGGCGCGUCUGUCCCAGAUCCGACAACCGUAGAUGUAUGUGAGCCCAUCUCUUGUGAAAAUGAUGCAGACUGCUUCAGCACACCAACAGAUGAGGUUUUGUCUUCGUCAUGCCAUCCAAACCCUUGCCAUAAUCGAGGAGUGUGUGAAGUUGGUGAGGGCUUUGUUGGAUAUCUGUGCAAGUGUCCGUCUGGCUUCAGUGGUGUCCACUGUCAAUACAAUAUUAAUGAAUGUGAGAAAAAACCAUGCAAAAACGGAGGCAUUUGCACAGACCUGACAGCAAAUUACUCCUGUGAAUGUUCUGGGGAAUACAUGGGGAGGAACUGUCAGUACAGGUGUUCUGGACCUUUAGGAAUGGAAGGUGGAAUCAUCUCUAACCAGCAAAUAACAGGCUCCUCCACUCACCGUGCGCUGUUUGGCCUGCAGAAAUGGUAUCCUUACUUUGCCCGGCUCAACAAAAAAGGUCUUGUUAAUGCCUGGAGUGCUGCAGAGAAUGAUCGCUGGCCAUGGCUUCAGGUAAAUCUACAGAGACAGAUGAGAGUGACUGGACUGAUAACACAAGGUGCAAAACAUAUUGGGAGUCCUGAGUAUGUGAAGUCAUACAAAGUGGCCUACAGUGAUGACGGAAAAACCUGGAGCAUGCAUAAAGUCAAGGACACUGAUGAAGACAUGAUUUUCACUGGCAACACUGAUAACAACACACCUUCUGCAAAUUCCUUCAGCCCACCAAUUGAAGCACAGUAUAUUCGCAUUUAUCCACAAGUCUGCAGAAAGCACUGCACGCUGCGUAUGGAACUACUCGGCUGUGAGCUCACAGGAUGCUCUGAGCCAAUGGGGAUGAAGACAGGACACAUCCAGGAUUAUCAAAUCAGCUCUUCCAGUGUGUUCCAGACCCUUAACAUGGGCAUGUUCUUGUGGGAGCCCAGCAAGGCCAGGCUAGAUAAGCAGGGCAAGGUCAAUGCAUGGACAUCUGCCCAUAAUGACCAGUCACAGUGGCUACAGGUGGAUCUCCUGCUUCCGACCAAAGUCACUGGAAUCAUCACCCAAGGAGCAAAAGAUUUUGGCCAUGUGCAGUUUGUGGGUUCAUAUAAGCUGGCAUACAGUAAUGAUGGUGAAAAGUGGCAUAUAUACCAGGAUGAAAAACAAAAAAAAGAUAAGAUCUUCCAAGGUAAUUUUGACAAUGAAACACACAGAAAGAAUGUUAUAGAUCCUCCGAUCUACGCUCGGUUUGUCCGAAUCGUUCCGUGGUCCUGGUAUGGACGCAUCACCAUGAGAGCGGAAUUGCUGGGAUGCCGAGAGGAGGAAUAAAACAGAUAAAAUCAUUCCCUCCAUUAGAGACUGUUUGUAAAAA
This is a messenger RNA of Colossoma macropomum (tambaqui), 1640 nucleotides long. It is a transcript of the gene edil3b, whose product is annotated as EGF-like repeats and discoidin I-like domains 3b. Gene Ontology annotation, molecular function: calcium ion binding. Lineage: Eukaryota; Metazoa; Chordata; Actinopteri; Characiformes; Serrasalmidae. The transcript has 10 exons. The record is from RefSeq and is a predicted model, not a curated record. The coding region runs from base 257 to 1597 and encodes 446 amino acids.